AUGUUGCUGUUCAGCAUUGUUGUAUAUUUUACAAUUAUUAUUAAUGCACUGUUAUGUAUACCAAUUGAGCAAGACUCAAUGCCAUCGAUCGAUGAAUCUAUUGCAUCUACAUCUGAAACAAAACAAAAGUUGACAUUGGAUGAAUUUUUCGAUUAUACAACUUUUCUGCACAUGUCAUUUUCACCCAAUGGUCAAUAUCUACUUUAUGCAACUAAACGUCCAUCGCCUGUUACUGAAUAUCAUGCGUAUGGCCUAUGGUUGUACAACAUUCAGACGAUGGAAACAACCCAGAUCACAAAAUAUCUCGAACCAAAUGUGAAUCCACAAUGGUCACCGAGCAGUAAUUUUAUAACAUAUGUUUCAUAUGAUAAAUACGUAUCCCACACAGCAAAUAACUUGCCUGGUGCAUUUGGAAGUCGAGCAAAUUCACCCGAUCAAUUCAAACACGGCUUUUCUGUCUAUUCAAUUGAAUUACGUAUUAUUAUAUUCAUUCCAGUUGCAUAUUCAAUUCCAACUAUUGUUACAUGGUCUCAAAAUGCUUCAACUAUUUAUGUACUUCAAAAUAUAGAAUUGAAUAGAGCUAAUCUGAAAGGAGAACUGAAACAAUCUGAUAAAGAAUCAAAGCUUUAUAGUGUACGUCUUAGCGGAACAAAUGGUGGUAUAACUUACACAAUAAAUAUUCUUCAAACAAUUCCACUCCAUGUUCGCGAAUUAUUGUUUGUACCGUCCGAAGACAAGUUCAUUUUCAUCAGCAAGGAAUUGACUAAUAAAAACGUGGAAACCAAUGAAAUCUAUUCGCUCGAUCUGAAAGAUAAUUCAAUAAUCAACAGAUUAACAAACGAUGAAGACGAUGAUCGAAUGUUGCAAUUGUCUAGCGAUGGUAAAACUGUCUUUUUUACUGUAAAUAUUGAUCAGAACGAUGAUAAUGAUGCUGUUAUUCAAGAACUAUACGCAUUGCAUGUAAAAAAUGGAACUAUACGUCGAGUUGGAAAAAAAUCCGAACUGCACAUCAUAGAUUACACUGCAAAAGUAGAUGGUGGCGUGUAUGUCCUUGGUCAAUGGAGAACACAAAUACAAGUCUAUUCAGUACAAUCAAUAGAUGGAGAAUGGGUACGACAUGAUGGAAUUCCCGGAAGUUACACUUCGGUUGCCUCGUCCUCGAAUCCAAACUGUGCCUUAGCUUUUGUUUAUUCAUCAUCACAACGACCUAUGGAGAUCUACUGUGCACAAGAUGUUAAAAAUUUAGUGUCGGCAAGACAGAUUACUAACGAAAAUAAAUUAUUUACCGAAAGACAUCUGCCAGAAACCAUCGUAUACAAUUGGACUAGUAAAAAUGAUGCCUCUCCUGUAUUAUUAAAUCGCAAAGUAAUAGCUGAGAUCAAACUACUUAAAAAGUUGGAGUCAGAAAAUAAAUUCAUAUUAGACAAAGUUUCAGGACAAUCUAUUGAUACCAAUAGACCACCACCACGUUUCAACAACACGCCAAUAACCGUACGUUCGUCUGAACACUACCGCCACACCAUUGAAGGUCGACUUCUGUUACAAAGUGAGCCGUACUGCCGCGCAUCAUUUCUUCUUCAGAUUGGUUUGACUGCAGAAUAUCCUUUCAAAUAUCCUGACAUACAGUUUCUAGAUCCAAUUUAUCAUCCGAAUAUUUCACAAACAGGUGUAUGUUGUGGUUGUGAUUGUGGCUUUCGCUUUGCAGAUUCAAACUACAGACCGACAUUAUCAUUGCAUACGAUCUUGUCAACUAUUAUUCAAAUGAUAGACAGUCCGUUUGUUGGAAAAAAUGGAAGCCAUAAUGAAGAAUGUUAUCUGGAAUAUCGUAAUGAUUAUCCAACAUUCUACAGAAAAGCAUUGGACAGCACACUUUUAUAUGGACGACCACGUGAUUGA
Molecule: messenger RNA, 1896 nt
Organism: Adineta ricciae
Lineage: Eukaryota; Metazoa; Rotifera; Eurotatoria; Adinetida; Adinetidae
Source: the annotation of a GenBank genome assembly